AUGGCUCCAAUUCCUAUCAAAAGGGACGCGACUGAUGAUUUUAUCCUAACUCUAUCAGACGACGAGGACUCGAACCUAUUCAAUGGCGAUAUCGACCUGGACGAUGCUGGAGACCAUGACCUGGUUUCCGCGGAACGAUCGAAAUCAAAAUUGAAAGUUUCGGGGACUAAACGUAAAAGGGAUGAAGAACCUACUGCCAAUGGAGCCCAUAAUAAAAAGUCAAAAAAGGCUCAGAAAAAAGAUGGGACAAAAAAGCAGACAGAUAAUGAUGCUGGACUUGAACGGGAUUCCGAGACUGAGCAGGACGUAAAUGAAAACGACGAUGGUGCUUUGGAUCCCGAUUUUGUAUUUGAUGUUGGAGGGGCGGCGGGUAUGAAGCUGGUCGAGGACUUCGAUGGUUGGGGACUCGAUGAGCGUUCCGGUAUUACAAUUGGCGGGAAUGGGAAUAAAAAGGCAGUGGAUAUUGAUGAUAUAAUCUCCCGAAGGCAACAGAAAAUGGAGGAGAAACUGGCAAAAAAGAAGAAGGAACAGAAGAAAGCGGAAGAAAGGUCUAGAGAUGAGUUUACUGGGAUUGAUUCGCAGGAUGAAGGUGAACUAGCGAAUGCUGUGGAUUUCGAGGAAGAUGAGCUUCUGGCUCCUGAUGGAUUUGGUAUGGGAGCUGUUAGUGAAUCAGAGGAAGAGAGUGACAAACCGGUUUUAGAUGACACUUCGGAAGGUGAAUCUGAAGCGGAUUCAUCCAGCGAUACUGAUUCUGAUAACGACUCUGUUGCUUCUCCAGUGCCGCAUCCUGACGACAUUACAUCAGAUGAUGGUUCCGGCGAUGAAAGUGAAGAUGCCGCUGAAAUCGAAAAACAAAAAUCCUUUUUUGCUCCUGAGGAGAAAGCAUCGGCCAACGGCGACCUAAAGUCCGCAAAAUCUUUCCAAGCGUUUUCGCUCUCGAGACCGAUUUUACGGGGUCUCACGUCCGUUGGUUUCACUACGCCUACUCCUAUCCAACGAAAAACGAUACCAGUUGCGCUCCUUGGCAAAGACGUUGUAGGUGGUGCCGUUACAGGGUCCGGAAAAACUGGUGCUUUUAUUAUUCCGAUUUUGGAACGCCUACUCUAUCGGCCUCGAAAAGUCCCGACUAGUCGUGUUGCAAUUCUGAUGCCCACUCGAGAACUCGCUGUUCAAUGUUACAACGUGGCUACAAAACUUGCGACGUUCACAGAUAUCACCUUCUGCCAGUUAGUUGGAGGUUUCAGUCUGAGGGAACAAGAGAACAUCCUCAAAAAGAGGCCCGAUGUCAUUAUUGCUACACCUGGUCGAUUUAUUGAUCAUAUGAGGAACUCCGCUAGCUUUACAGUCGAUACUUUGGAAAUUCUUGUUCUUGAUGAAGCAGAUCGAAUGCUGGAGGAUGGAUUCACUGACGAGCUGAAUGAAAUUUUGACUACAAUCCCGAAAUCACGGCAGACGAUGCUUUUCUCCGCUACAAUGACAAACAACGUCGACAAACUCAUCCGAGUCGGCCUUAAUAGACCCGUGCGGUUGAUGGUCGAUGCUAAGAAGCAGACCGUGGGCACCUUGAUACAGGAAUUCGUCAGAUUACGGCCUGGCAGAGAAGAGAAGCGUUUGGGCUAUCUCAUUGUCCUCUGCAAAAACAUUUAUAAGGACCGCGUUAUUGUAUUUUUCCGGUCCAAAAAGGAGGCUCAUCGUGUGCGCAUAAUUUUCGGGCUCCUGGGACUGAAAGUAACGGAGCUUCAUGGAAGCAUGAGCCAAGAACAGCGUAUUAAAAGCGUUGAAAGUUUCCGUGACGGGAAAGUAUCUUUCCUUCUCGCUACGGAUGUCGCCUCCAGAGGUCUCGAUAUCAAAGGUGUAGAAACCGUUAUUAACUACGAAGCUCCUCAAUCGCACGAAAUUUAUCUUCACCGUGUUGGACGUACAGCACGUGCGGGGCGCUCAGGACGUGCAUGCACCUUAGCUGCAGAACCGGACAGGAAAGUGGUCAAAGCUGCCGUGAAAACUGGUCGAGCGCAAGGAGCGAAAAUCGUAAGCCGUCUCAUUGAAACGGCCGAGGCCGACAAGUGGGCCGCCAAGGUGGAGGAGAUGCAAGAGGAAGUCCAAGAGAUUCUCAGGGAGGAGAAGGAGGAGAAACAGCUAGCUCAAGCGGAAAUGGAAGUCACCCGCGGCAGCAAUCUGCUUAAUCACGAGAAGGAGAUCAUGUCCAGGCCCAAGCGGACUUGGUUUGAGAGCGAGAAAGAAAAAUUGCAAGCUAAGCAGCGCUCUCUUGAAGAGUUAAAUGGGCCAAGUAAGAAGAAGAAAGGAAAGCUUAGCGGGAAGGAUAAAAAGAAACUUGAUGACAACCGCGAAAGGCGAGAAGGGAAGGUAUGGAAGAAGGGUAAAGCCGAACGCGAAACCCAAGUUCGGGGCCCAGCGAAGGGAAAAGAUGGCCACAAAGGAAAAGGGAAUGGGAAACCAAAAGCUGGAGGGAAGAAACUCUUGAAGCGGUGA
Messenger RNA from Histoplasma capsulatum G186AR, 2490 nucleotides. Its product is annotated as ATP-dependent RNA helicase DRS1. Gene Ontology annotation, molecular function: RNA helicase activity; nucleic acid binding; ATP binding. The coding region runs from base 1 to 2490 and encodes 829 amino acids. The transcript has 2 exons. Lineage: Eukaryota; Fungi; Ascomycota; Eurotiomycetes; Onygenales; Ajellomycetaceae. The record is from RefSeq and is a predicted model, not a curated record.